Aspergillus terreus NIH2624 is the source of this 684-nucleotide messenger RNA. Its product is annotated as O-methyltransferase. NCBI's taxonomy places the organism in Eukaryota, Fungi, Ascomycota, Eurotiomycetes, Eurotiales, Aspergillaceae. The transcript is spliced from 2 exons. Bases 1 to 684 code for a protein of 227 amino acids. Gene Ontology annotation, molecular function: O-methyltransferase activity. The record is from RefSeq and is a predicted model, not a curated record.
AUGUCUCAUAUAUCUCCUAACCCCCUCCAGAACGUCCCCUCCCACAUCCAUGCGCUUCUCAAUCGACUCCACGCCGAAUCGACCGCCCAGGAAUCCGCCCUGCCCAGCGAUGCCUUUCGUUCGGACAACUUCGACGACGUGAUGCGCGACAAGUUCAUUGCGCUGGACCAAGACAAAUGCCAGUUCAUCUAUCAACUGUGUCGCUCAAUCAACGCCAAGACCAUUGUCGAAGCAGGCACCUCCUACGGAGUGAGCACGAUCUACCUGGCGCUGGCGGUAGCGGCCAACGUAGACGCUACAGGAGGAACCGGCACCGUCAUAGGCACUGAAUAUGAGCCGUCCAAGGCGGCCAAGGCGCGAGAGCAUUGGCGCGAGUGUGGCGAAACGGUGACCAAGUUCAUCGAUCUGCGUGAGGGCGACCUCAGAGAGACCCUUCGGGACAAUGUGGAGAAUGUUGAUCUCUUGUUGCUGGAUAUCUGGACUCCGAUGGCGCUCCCUACGCUCAAGCUUAUCCAGCCCAAGAUGCGCCACGGGGCGGUCGUGAUCGCCGACAAUACCAUCAAGAGCGGGGUGAACUACAAGGAGCUGCUGGAUUACCUGAGGGCGCCUGAUAGUGGAUUUACCAAUCUCACUCUGCCGUAUAGCAACGGAUUGGAGAUGAGUGUCUAUCUGCCGCAGAAGUAG